Peromyscus californicus insignis is the source of this 1075-nucleotide messenger RNA. It is a transcript of the gene Hemk2, whose product is annotated as N-6 adenine-specific DNA methyltransferase 1. Gene Ontology annotation, cellular component: eRF1 methyltransferase complex. The record is from RefSeq and is a predicted model, not a curated record. Gene Ontology annotation, molecular function: protein methyltransferase activity; nucleic acid binding; S-adenosylmethionine-dependent methyltransferase activity. NCBI's taxonomy places the organism in Eukaryota, Metazoa, Chordata, Mammalia, Rodentia, Cricetidae. Gene Ontology annotation, biological process: methylation.
AAAUAACAGGAUGCUCAAGAUUAGAGUAGUUUAAAAAGUAAACACAAAAUGUUCAGAAGACGAACACUGAUAUUAGUGGUUGCAGAAUAUAUAACUAUUUAAAAGUUCCUAGACAGUCCGGCAGGCUGUCAGACCUCACAUAAAACCCAAACAUUUCGCCCCACACUCCACCCCAGUGUCAGGCCAGAGCGCAUGCGCAGCCUGACGCGUGCGCACUCUUAACGCAGGCCCGUAAGACGCGGAAGAGCAAGAUGGCGGCGCCGAGCCUCCCCACGCCGUUGUACGGGCACGUGGGUCGCGGAGCCUUCAGCGACGUGUACGAGCCCUCGGAGGACACGUUCCUGCUCCUGGACGCGCUGGAGGCGGCGGCGGCCGAGCUAGCAGGAGUGGAAAUAUGCCUCGAAGUAGGAGCAGGGUCUGGUGUGGUGUCUGCAUUCCUGGCCUCCAUGAUAGGUCCUCAGGCCUUGUACAUAUGCACUGAUAUCAACCCCCAGGCAGCUGCAUGCACCCUGGAGACAGCACGCUGUAACAGAGUUCACAUUCAGCCAGUAAUUACAGAUUUGGUCCAAGGCUUGCUGCCCCGAUUGAAGGGAAAAGUUGACCUGCUGGUGUUUAACCCCCCCUAUGUUGUGACUCCGCCUGAAGAGGUAGGAAGUCACGGAAUAGAAGCAGCUUGGGCUGGUGGCCAGGAAACGGGCCGGGAAGUCAUGGACAGAUUCUUCCCGAUGGCUUCAGAACUCCUCUCCCCAAGAGGGCUGUUCUACUUAGUUACCAUAAAAGAAAACAAUCCAGAAGAAAUUGUUAAAACACUGAAGACAAAAGGUCUGCAAGGGACCACAGCACUUUGCAGGCAAGCAGGCCAAGAAAUCCUGUCCAUCCUCAGGUUCAGCAAGUCCUAGUGUCCUGAGAAAGCCACCAAAGUACGCAAGACCUGCCUGAAGCUGAAUGCACUCAGUAGGUUUGAGACUGAUGCCAUUCCCUGGCCAAGAAAUUUUAUCAGAAAUUUGUCAUAAAGAAAAAGGUGGAGUCGGGGCAGUGGUGGUGCACACACCUUUAAUCCCAGCACUGGGCGGGG